Messenger RNA from Nomia melanderi (Alkali bee), 622 nucleotides. RefSeq names its product cuticular protein 13 (gene CPR13). Gene Ontology annotation, cellular component: chitin-based extracellular matrix. Gene Ontology annotation, molecular function: structural constituent of chitin-based larval cuticle. NCBI's taxonomy places the organism in Eukaryota, Metazoa, Arthropoda, Insecta, Hymenoptera, Halictidae. The record is from RefSeq and is a predicted model, not a curated record.
GUGAAAGGUGAGUUUAUCGAGAAACGCAGUGGAAUCGCGUGAAUUUCGGCAGGAGGAGGACCACUAUAAAAUUGCAAACCGCUCUCGGAAAUCACACCAGUCUUCCAAUCGAGACUAGCCACAUACAUCUACUUCCAAAAUGAAAACCAUCAUUGUUGUCGCCGCCUUCGUCGCCAUUGCUAUGGCUGCUCCCGCCAUACAUGAACCGGAAGUUGUACUUCUGAAAGAAACUCCGUCGGACAACGUUGGUCUUGGCAACUACAAUUAUGGUUUUCAACUUUCCGACGGACAAACUAAGGAAGAAACUGCAGAAUUAGUUCCUGGCGGCACCGAUGGUCAGUUCCUCAAAGUUCGUGGCAGUUACUCCUUCGUCGACCCACUUACCAACGCUGCGUACACCGUAAAUUAUGUUGCCGACGAAAACGGUUUCCACCCUGAAGGAGAACAUCUUCCUCAUGCGUAAAUUUUUACGAAAUACGAUUGACUCAUUCUGGAAAUAGCGCGACAACUGAUACAGUAAUAUUGCAUCUCUACAUUUGGUUCUAUUGUUAUGAUGAAGUUGUUAUACUACGAUGGUUAGUUCCAUUGGAGUAGAAAGCUCAAUUGUACAUAUUGUUUAGUC